GAGCGAAAAAUAAUUUUUGGUGCUCUGCUGCCGCCGUUACCGUUACCGUCGCUCUGUCUUCUUCAUCAAUUUUGGCCAUCUUUUCGUUUUGGGCUAAGUAAUGUCUUCGAAACUGAUAUCAUCGUCGUUCCACAGCACGCCCCUCAACGACUGCUUCAAAGUGGGCGAGUUCGAGAGACGCUUGGAUGCACUCCUUGCGGAUUUGCAGAACAGCGUGCCGGGGCAGCCGCCACAGCCACAGCCACAGCUGCAGCCGCAGUAUGGCACUGUCCAGCCCAAGCAGCAGCAACAACAAUUUGUUGACAACACGCCUGGCUAUGGCAGCCUGAGGGGCAAGGCACAGCCGCAAGUGUAUCAGGAACAUUACAGCUCGGAGACGCGCUUGCCCGCAGCGGCCGAAUUCAAUGGCUCCAGCCAGAACAAUGGUUAUUCGCAUCAAGGCACCGGCUCGCUGCCACGCUCAGGCUACAAUAAUGGACAGGGCUUGCCGCAGAACAGCUCCGGUUUGUCCGAGUUGGAUUCGCUUCUGCAGGACUUGCAGCAUGCGCGUUACAAUAAUGGCGGCGGAGAGCGUAAGGCUGAAGUAGAGGUGCCUACUAACUACAGCUCGCCCGUCUCCAAAUACAACACUUUCAACAGCUACGCUUCGGUGGAAGAGCGACCCACUGUCGAUAGCCUUCUUAAUGAGUUGGACAACGCGCACAUAUAUGCUGUACCCAAUGGAUCUGCACACAAAUCUCCCACGCCAGGACGACAUGUGACUAUCACGGUGCGCGAAACGAAAACCGAAAAACUCUCGGGACCCGAUGGACCAGUUGGUUCCAUCGAGGAGCAGAUCGUGCAGAAAAAAGAUUCGUAUACACCAAAUCUAGCGGCGCCUGCGCCUCAGCAUCAAGGCUACACAUCGCAGGCCACCAAGGAGCUGGAUGAUUUAAUGGCAUCCUUGUCGGACUUUAAGGUCAGCAACGGUAGCAGCAGCGGGCAGCAUUCGAGCACAGGAACAGCACAACAGCUGCAACAGCAUCAUCAGCAACAGCAUCAACAGCAGCAGCAGCAGGUGACGGACUACGCACAGCCAAACCGGGGCACACAGCAGGCGCAUCUGACGCAAACGAUCGAGGAGACGACAAUAGUCGAGGAUAGUCGCGAGGAUCAGUUGGAUUCUAUGCUAGGCAACCUGCAGGCCAAUAUGAGUCGCCAGGGUGUCAACACAGUGCAGAAGGGCUGCUGCAAUGCAUGCGAGAAACCGAUUGUCGGCCAGGUGAUUACCGCCUUGGGCAAGACCUGGCAUCCGGAGCACUUUACGUGCAAUCACUGCAGCCAGGAGCUGGGCACACGCAAUUUCUUUGAGCGCGACGGCUUCCCGUAUUGCGAGCCCGACUACCACAAUUUGUUCAGUCCGCGCUGCGCCUACUGCAACGGCGCCAUUCUGGACAAGUGCGUGACGGCCCUGGACAAGACCUGGCACACCGAGCACUUUUUCUGCGCCCAGUGCGGCCAGCAGUUCGGCGAGGAUGGCUUCCAUGAGCGCGACGGCAAACCCUAUUGCCGCAACGAUUACUUUGAGAUGUUUGCGCCAAAAUGCAAUGGCUGCAACCGUGCCAUCAUGGAGAACUACAUCUCCGCCUUGAACUCGCAGUGGCAUCCGGAUUGCUUUGUCUGCCGGGAUUGCAAGAAGGCCGUGCGCGGCAAGUCCUUCUAUGCCAUGGAGGGCAAGCCCGUUUGUCCGCAAUGUGUGGGCGUCGAUGAGGAGGAAUAGGCGCCACCAACAGCAGCAACAGCAGCAGCAGCAGCAGAGGCAGCUGAAGCAGCAGAAGCAGCAGCGGCAACAAUAACAACUUGUUGAAGUUCAGCAGCCCGAAAAUAGCCCCCGCCCAGAUACAAUUUGUAUCUGCAUAUAGUUGUUUACCCAGCGGCAGCUGCGUCCCACUUUCUCCUUCUCGCUCUCUCUGUCUCUCUUCUCCUUGCUCUCAUCGCCUUUAUUCACACGUUCUCUGAGCUAUUUUCGUUGAAUAUGUGAAAAUCUUUUUAUUUUGUCGGGGCGCGACUUGCUGCCACCUGCCACCUGCCACCUGUGUCUCGCUGUCUCCAACCAUCCAGCAGCAGCAACAAUAUCUAAAGGAGCAGACACCACACCCACAACACACACCACACACAACACACAGGCGGCGGUUUAACUGGGUUCUGGACACGGCUGACCACCAGGCAACUGGGCAGGUCGGCUGUUGCCGCCCGGGCCGCACGCUUAACCGUGUUUAUGAUGGCCACGGCCAUGUCUCCCGCCCCUGUUUAGAGUACCUCCACGCCCCUUAAAACUGUUGAGCUUUUCUAUAUGCAAUUUAGCGUUAAGUUUUUAGGUAUUUUUUUAAAUUUAAACAUUUAUGAAGCAAUAUUGUAAUUUGUUU
Messenger RNA from Drosophila novamexicana, 2405 nucleotides. It is a transcript of the gene Pax, whose product is annotated as leupaxin. Lineage: Eukaryota; Metazoa; Arthropoda; Insecta; Diptera; Drosophilidae. The coding region runs from base 101 to 1759 and encodes 552 amino acids. Gene Ontology annotation, molecular function: muscle alpha-actinin binding; actin binding. The record is from RefSeq and is a predicted model, not a curated record. Gene Ontology annotation, cellular component: filamentous actin; stress fiber; Z disc. The transcript has 9 exons. Gene Ontology annotation, biological process: muscle structure development; actin cytoskeleton organization.